UGGGAAAGGCCCCUUUUGCUGCAUAUGACAGAAAAUAUGGAAUAUGAACAGCCAAAAGCCUCGGAGGCGGCUGGCGGUUAGGAUGAUUCCUUGGGGUCCAUGGUCGUAGCGGAGUGGUUGCGAAGAGAAGCGAGGGGAAUGAAGAGGAGUGUGGCUACCACUCGUUCCACGCACCAUAGUCAUCCGAAGCAAAUUUCUCGAUUGCAGCCUCAUGACUAGGGAUCGACUUAACUUCGGAACGAUAUGGCAGCUGUCUGCGGCACUAGCCCCGGUAAAAAGUUUAUCAUACAUUCGCGCAAUAGCAGUCGCAAGCGUGUAUAAGUACCGUAGAACAAACGCCGUAUCACAAACUCCCUCACUUUCGUGACCUGCUGUUCCCUUAUUUUCGAGGAAGUAAGGAUGAAAUACUCAGGUGAUAGUGUUAAUCAAGGACCAUGAAGUCACCGUGUUUUUCAUAUAAAUGUUCAUCAUGAAUACAGAUAUAGAAAUGCUUGGAGUAGCCAACUAAUGGCUCUGAUAAAUCACCGGGUAUUUUAUUUGGGUAGUACUACGUAAUUUUCAUGAAAUAUUGAGUAUUGUUUGAUUUUAAUUCAUCGAGAAGUAUAGCAAUACCUUUCGUCACGAGGAAGACAUUGUACAAAAUUGAAAUAGUUAUUCAAAAUAUAAUCAUUGAUGAAUUUAUUCAGCAACGAUUGCAAAGCACGUAAGUAGUUUCGAUUUUUCCUAUAGAGUACUUCAAAGGACGUAUGCGCCCGCCGAAUAUGCGUGCGUUUACUCGUAUGAUUUCAGAUAAUCUCGUCUCCCCGCUGUCUUCAAAUUCACCUGUAAAACAUUCUUGUUUUUUUCACUGAUCUUUCUCCAUUACCUGACUCCUACCUGAUAUAAUUAGCUGACGUCUACCUGAUAUACUCAUCCGAUCGUGAUUAUGGGGAACUAUUUAUGUAAGAAAAACUUCGAAUGAUAACAAACAUAGGGCAGUUUUUCGUGAAUAUCUAGUAUCUAAAUCGAAAUUUACAAGAACAGCUGUAUUCUAGAAUUCUAUUUAUUCAAACUAUUGAAGUAGUAGUAUACGUUUAUACAUUCUGGUUCCUUUACCAGACGCUCACAAAAAAUUCUGUUAAUUGAAAGUUCAUAUGAAAUCGUUGUAAUAAAAAGUUCGAAAUUAUGCUGUACGUUCGAACACAUCACAUAUGUAUAGGUAUUGUAACAAGUUACGUGGGCCAGCGACAGAGAACGAGGCCCGGUACCGGACACGCCAAGAACAGGAGGACCACGUGACGGUUAGAGGCUAUGCAAAAUUAUGAAGCCGCGCUCUCGCUUGGGCGCAACUUAGAGUCACGCCACCAGAACUGUAAGAAGCGAACAGCAACCAAAAAACGGAGGGCUCAACCAGCUCACAGCCGUGGGUCAACCGACUGACUCAUAACCUUGCAAAUUCCACUUUGCUAAAAUAGCAUGUGAUUCUUUUUACUUAGAGGAAUUUUGCACAACUAAAAUAGAAGUCGAAUCUUUCUCCAAAUUCGUAAAAUAAAAAAUUCACUUAUAUUAGGUAUCCGGCGGAAAAAAAAACCUCGUUUUCAUGAAUUAAACUUGAACUCUGAUCACCCAAAAUAUAUUCAACAGUAACCCAGGCAUUGAGCUGUAGCAGCAUUUGUUUCUGCACGUGCAAACAUAACCUGAACUCACAAAAAAAAAAAAUCCUGGUAACAGCGCUCAUUACUACAUUUAAAAAUUGACAUUACAAACCUCCGGGUUAUCAGUCUACAAGACUGUAUAGAAUCGAGGGUUAGAAUAGGGAUAUAGCUAGGAUGAAAUAUAAUAUAAUAUUACUUUUGUUUAUGGCUUUUGAGAGGCGGUCGCUUAUAACUCCAAUACCUUUGUUAUUCUUGUGAGAAGUCUAUGUCAUCAGCCAUCAAACCUUGACUAUGGAUGAUAAUAUUCAGUAAUCCUUUUUAAUUUAUAAAGUUUGGGCGGAACUCAUGAUUUCUUUUUUGUCUGACUCAUACCUUAGAGCCAGCUUUGGUGGACAAGGCACAAAUUCGGCAGUACUGAUUGAACGAUGAUAGCAAACCGUAUCUGACUUUGUGUUAUACCCUAUCACAUCAGCCUGAACAGACAGGCAGGGAGAUCUCCCUGAUUUGUGGAAGGUAAGACGACUCUAGUGGAACUUCAUAGUUUUACCCGAGUUCGGAAGUCGUGACUUUGCCAAAUCAAAACAAUUUCUCUUGACAGACCUGGUUUAAUUGAGUUUAUACCAGGUUCUUAGCUCUGAAAGGCGGCUCUGGCUUGGACAAUUCCGAGUUCGUUUAUCAACACCAUCUUUGGACUACGAAUUUGGUGGUAUCAUUGGUGGAAGGAGCCAUAGAUAAAGUUUAAAUGCAAAAAACCCACCACAGCUCGAUCGUCCGUUGAGAGCAUACCUCAUGAACGCCCGAAUAACUUGCAGUAUAUAUUUACAAUACUUUAAAGAUCAAGAUUUAAACAUAUGUCGAACGGAAUAUGAAACGAAAGCCGGUCGAACGGUCACCACCAGUCACACGGUCAUGUAAACAAUCCGAUACAAGCGAAUACAGGAUUAUUUCUAGCGACGAAAACAAAAUAAAAAUCAAAAAGAUAAGUAAGACUAAUACAAAUAAGAAAACGACAAUGACUGAUUCAAAUGUUCCAAUUAUCAGGUCAGACCAGCACGUAGAGGUUAAUGGCAUACAGGAUAACAUAAUGCGUAUGGAAAUACAAAAGGAGUGGCGGCGUUUGAAGGAGGAGCAGGCAAAAAUCGAUCAGCAAAGAGCAGACUUAGAGAGAACUCGGUUAGAAAUGAUACAGCAAAGCCAAGCUGAUCAACUCCAAAUACAAAUUCCGGACAAUGAUCAGGUGGUGAGUGGUUUGGUAAAGCACUUGCAAUACUUGCACAUAGACGUGAAGGUACCCAAAUUUAGCGAAAAUGGCCACCCUGUGGACUUUUUAGAAGAUCUUGAGAGGUAUUUUAAAUAUAAGAAUGUUCGCGGUGACCACCGACUGUUAGUAAUUGAAAGUAUUCUAGAGGGAAGAGUCAAAAUAUGGUAUGAGGUGACAAAAGGUAUAAUAAACGAUUAUGAGGCAUUUAGGUUAGCAUUCGAGGCAGAAUUUUAUUCCAUUCCGGUUCAAGUCAGAUUCAAGAACCAGUGGUUGUCACGUCGAUAUAGGCAACAAGACGGUUCGUUGCUAACAUAUUUUUACAAACAACUGAGGGACACAAGACAUUUCCAACCGAAACUUCCAACAUAUGAAAUCAAUUAUUUAAUUGCGCAACAACUGCCAUCGCGAGUUAGAACGGCAUUGGCCACGGUAGAUCUGGCAAAUACAAAUUUGGUUGUGCAAGUCCUGUCACAGUUGGAUGAGGUUCACGAAGAAUAUGAAAAGCGAGAAUCAGGCAGGGUCAAUGGUCAUCAUUAUAAUAAUCAGGGUCAGAAUAGCGGCAAUAAAAAUAUACGAUCAGCAAAUUUGAGCAAUAUCACGGUUGCAGAGGCGCGAGACAAACAAAAUUGGCAAGCUUCGAGGGGAUACCAAAGAUAUCAGGCACAGAGACCACGUCAAAAUCGGGGGGAUGGAAAUUGGCGAGUGCGCCAAAGUCAAGCAGAACAGGUAGCAGUUGUACAACAAAAUAGGCCCUCAUAUUCAAACCAAGACCGUAUGGUAGUUGCAGACACCAGGUUUCCCCCGCCCAGAAUCAAUGACGGCGCCAGGAUGCAUUACUAUCAGUUCAAUAACACCGAAAGUAGACCAGCUUACCAAAAUCAAAGAUCAGAUAGCAAUUCGUGCGAACAUUUAAACUAG
Molecule: messenger RNA, 3813 nt
Organism: Athalia rosae (coleseed sawfly)
Lineage: Eukaryota; Metazoa; Arthropoda; Insecta; Hymenoptera; Athaliidae
Exons: 2
Coding region: 2500-3813 (437 amino acids)
Source: RefSeq, a predicted model, not a curated record